AUGGCUGGCAUCGAACAGUUGGAAAUCCACAGCAAGGCCUACAUCGUGAGAUGGGUCAAGGUCGACGCCGGUCACACCAUAUCCUGGAGCGUACAGCCGCACAAGAAGUCGAUUAACUUCGCCAUUGUUAAACACCCCGGGACAGGCGCGACGAACCUUACCUCGCAUUUUGACGACCUCGGCGGCCUCGAGCAGCACACAGACGGCGUCGCCGAGAAGACGGGUCUUUUUGCCAAGAGGGAUGUCAGCACCGCACAGGACCAGCUCGCAAAGAAAGGCUUCAUACCGAUAAAAUGGCAUGGGAAAUGCGAAGCCGACAAGGUUUCGGUUGGGACCUACGACGUAACACAGGGUGGCAUGUUCGGCCUUGUCUUCGACAACACGUUUUCUAAGCAGACAUCCAAGACAGCCACCUUUGUCCUCCUAACCUACCCGACGGGCGCCCCCCCUCAGACGGCGCGGCAUCUCCCGAAUCUUCAGGCCGGCCCAGCUGCCGCUGCCAGCAGAUCUAGUUUAGGGAAGUCGACCAACAGCCCGCGGCUGGGCGCUGUGACCUCGGAAUCCGCCGACAGUCUACACAACCAGGUUACGCAGCGAGGCCGCGCAUUGUCAACGCUGUCGGCUGCCGGUGGGAGCGACAACGGGGCGUCGAGUUCCUAUCACGUCGGCGUUUUGUUGAAGAGGAGGCGUAAGAAGGGGCAAGGGUAUGCCAGGCGUUUCUUCUCGCUCGAUUACACGACUUGCACGCUCUCGUACUACCACAACCGCAAUUCUUCGGCUCUGAGGGGCGCCAUCCCUCUGAGUCUCGCCGCUGUUGCCGCGGACGAGAGGCGGCGUGAAAUCACCAUCGACUCCGGGGCGGAAGUUUGGCAUUUGAGGGCAUCGAAUGCGAAAGAAUUUACGGACUGGGCCCGGGCGCUGGAACGGGCUAGCAAGAUUGCCAGGGGGUUAGAGAGCGCCGUGGACGACCUAGCGCCGGAGGCACGGGACGAGGCGCCGGCUUCGCAGCCCGCGGUGACUGCCCACAAUACUCAACACGAGGAGGACAGGGACUGGGAACAUGUAGAGUCCCUGGUCAGCAGGAUUGUCGGCACCAGAGACGCCCUUCGCCGCCUAGUCAAGGACAUGGGGGCCGAGAAGCGGGCGACCAGCAACUCUGGGACAUACCUCUCACCAAGCACUCCGACGGUGCCGGAAGACUCGGAUGGCUACUUUGCCUCCCAGCCUGACAGGCGGACGUUCUGGAAGCGCAAGGCGAGCGGUUCCUCGUCGCCGCUGACACCACAAUCCAUCCAAGCUGCUGCUAAUGCUUCUCUCGCGGUCCCGGCACCUGCCGUCGCCGCGUCAACUGCGAACGGCGCCAAGUCCCAAGGGGCGCCGCAGGAGGACCGGGAUACAUACGACAACUGCGCGGCGCUGCUCAAAGAUCUGGACUCGGUGGUAGUUGAAUUUUCGGCUCUCCUGAACACCAGCAAGCGAAGGCGGGUCAUGGCGCAACCGCUGGCUGCGUCGAGGACGAGCAUCGAAUCCACAGCAUCCACCGUCGAGGAGUUUUUCGAUGCCGAAGUUGGCGAAAUGGACCAGUCGCAGAACCAAGUAAUGUUGAUCAAUCGCCACAGCGAAGAGGACGCAGCAGCUUCGGACGCCGAGGAGGUAUCGAUCCAUGAGUCUUCGUCAGGGUCGUCGGUUGCGGACGGGGAAACACCGUACACAGGGGACGGCGUCGGGAGCCUGUUCCCGACCAAGCCAAAAUCCCUAGCACCACUCCCCGUUACCGAUGUCAUCAAACGGCGCAAGACCAUCCCUCCGGCGAAGCAAGCACCGCCAAGUCUGAUCGCCUUCGUCCGCAAAAACGUAGGCAAGGAUCUUAGCACCAUCUCCAUGCCCGUGUCGGCGAACGAGCCCAUCUCCUUCCUCCAGCGUAUCUCGGAGCAGCUCGAGUACGCACAGCUCCUCGACGCAGCCGCCCAGCAGAGCCAGCCGCAGCAACGCCUUCUCCGUGUCGCGGCUUUCGCCAUCUCCCAAUUCAGCAACGGCCGCGCCAAAGAACGCGCCAUUCGCAAGCCGUUCAAUCCCCUACUCGGCGAGACCUUUGAGCUCGUCCGGUCGGAGGCUGAAGUUCCCGGCGGGUUCCGCCUGCUGGUCGAAAAGGUCUCGCACCGCCCCGUGCGGUUAGCCAUGCAGGCGGACAGCGCGCACUGGUCGUUUGCGCAGUCGCCCGCACCGACGCAGAAAUUCUGGGGCAAGAGUGCCGAGCUGACGACCGACGGUCGCGUGCGGAUCAGCCUGAGGCUGCCCGACGGCAGCGACGAGUUCUACAGCUGGAACACGGCCACCGUGUUCCUGCGCAACGUCGUCAUGGGCGAGAAGUACGUCGAGCCCGUGGGCACCAUGCACGUGUGCAACGACAGCACCGGCUCCAAGGCGGCUGUGGAGUUCCGCUCCAAGGGUGUGUUUGGUGGCCGGGGCGAGGAGGUGCAGGUCGAUGUGCUGGGCCCCGACGGUGCGCCGUCGGGCGUGUCGAUGAACGGCACGUGGACCGGCGCCCUCAAGGUUGUGCCGGGCGGACAGGAGAUCUGGAAGGUGGGAAGCCUGGUGGACAACCCGACAACCACGUACGGGCUGACCACGUUUGCGGCGGGCCUCAAUGAGAUCACGGCGCUGGAGGAGGGGAAGCUACCGCCAACGGACUGCAGGCUGCGGCCGGACCAGCGGCUGGCGGAGAAGGGGCAGCUGGAUGAGGCGGAAGAGUGGAAGGUCAAGCUCGAGGAGGCGCAACGGCAGAGGCGGAGGGUCAUGGAGGAAAACGGCGAGGAGUAUAAGCCCAGGUGGUUUGUGCAAGCUGAGUCGGCCCAGGACGGGGAGGAGGUCUGGCGGUUGAAGGGCGGGAAGGACGGGUACUGGGAGGAGAGGGCAAAGGGGGCUUGGACAGGGACGAUGGAUCUCUUUGCUUGUUGA
This is a messenger RNA of Chaetomium globosum CBS 148.51, 2958 nucleotides long. RefSeq lists its product as uncharacterized. Lineage: Eukaryota; Fungi; Ascomycota; Sordariomycetes; Sordariales; Chaetomiaceae. Gene Ontology annotation, biological process: ER to Golgi ceramide transport; maintenance of cell polarity; exocytosis. Gene Ontology annotation, cellular component: perinuclear endoplasmic reticulum; intracellular membrane-bounded organelle; plasma membrane. The transcript is spliced from 3 exons. Bases 1 to 2958 code for a protein of 985 amino acids. The record is from RefSeq and is a predicted model, not a curated record. Gene Ontology annotation, molecular function: sterol binding.